UCCCGCCCGCUUGCGAUGGCUGUGACGGCGCGAUGCUGCUACAGCGUCAAGGAUACUGUGCCUUUUUCUUUGUAUUUGCUGAUUUUUGUACUCAGUGGCCUUACAAAUGCACAAAUACGGUACACCAUUCCCGAGGAGCUGGAGAGCGGGGCUGUGGUCGGUGACAUUGCCCUGGAUUUAGGUCUGGACUUGCGAAAGCUCUCGAGCCGACGCAUCAGAAUCACGUCGGACAGCGGACGGAGGUAUUUCACUAUAAAUCACAAGACCGGGAAGCUGCUGGUGAGUGACCGCAUCGACCGAGAGGCGCUUUGUGAAUUCAGCGGCACCUGCUCUCGCAACCUGGAGGUGGUGGUUGAAAGUCCGCUGGAGGUGCACAACGUGGAGGUGGAGAUUCUGGAUGUCAAUGACAACGCGCCACAGUUCCCUCGAGAUGAAUACCAGCUGGAGGUCUUGGAGUCCUCGCCCACUGGGUCCCGUUUCCCCAUUGAGGGUGCGCAGGAUGUAGAUGAUGGCUCCAACUCAGUAAAGCAGUACCGCCUGAGUCCGAACGAUCAUCUCGCGCUUGAUUCCAUUAAACCCUUUUCCAAUAACAAGCACAUUGAGCUCGUUCUCAAAAAGCCUUUCGACCGGGAGCAGACGCCCUCCCAUCAACUCCUUCUUACUGCUGUAGAUGGAGGCACCCCGCAGCGCACUGGCACGGCCAAAAUCAACGUGCGCGUCUUGGACUCAAAUGACAACGUGCCUGCUUUUGACAACUCCGUGUACAAAGUGAAACUGUCGGAGAACUCGCCAAAGGGUGCACUGGUGAUCAAGUUGAACGCGACAGACCCCGACGAGGGUUCAAAUGGAGAGGUUUUUUAUUCUUUCAGCAGCUAUACGCCCGAGAGGGUCAGACAGAUGUUUUCUAUGGACACAGACACGGGGGAAAUAAGGGUGAAAAACAACAUAGACUAUGAGGAGACAAACUCUUACGAAAUGUACAUCCAGGCAAUGGACAGAGGGCCGUCUCCAGUGGCAGUGCACUGCAAAGUUGUGGUGGAGGUUUUAGAUGUGAAUGACAACAUUCCCGAGAUCGUGCUGUCUUCACUUUCCAGCCCUGUACGGGAAGAUGCCCGGGCUGACACGGUUGUGGCACUGAUCAGUGUAAAUGACCGUGACUCUGGACCUAACAAACAGGUCACCCUGGAGAUUAUGCCUCACCUGCCUUUUAAGAUAAAGUCCUUCAGGAAUCAUUACACAAUUGUCACCUCUGCCUUUCUGGAUAGGGAGACCAUCUCCUCCUACAACGUCACAGUCAGUGCUAUAGAUGGAGGAACUCCGGCCUUGUCCUCUCACAUGACCUUCAAAGUGGACGUGGCAGAUGUGAAUGACAACCCACCUCGCUUCGAGCAGACAUCUUACACUGUGUAUGUCACAGAGAACAAUGCACCAGGAGCCUCCCUGUGUGUAGUAAAGGCAACAGAUGCGGACACAGGAGAGAACGCACGCAUCACAUACACUGUCCUCAAUGACAACAACCAUGGCAUACCUGUAGCCAGCUAUGUCAGCAUCAAGCCAGAUACAGGUGAGGCCUAUGCCCUCCGAUCCUUUGACUUUGAGAAGCUGAGAGAGUUCCACUUCCAGGUCAAAGCCCAAGACAAUGGGGUGCCUCCCCUCAGCCGCGUGGCCACUGUGUAUGUUUACAUUAUGGACCAGAAUGACCAUGCACCCAGGAUAGUCCACCCGCCAGCCAAUGGAACACGUAUCACAGAGACGCUGAUGAAAAAUGCUGAGGCAGGGGUGCUUGUGACCAAGGUGUUGGCAUGGGACGGUGAUGCAGGGCAAAAUGCUUGGCUACUGUAUUCCAUGGCACUGACCAACGCAGACCUCGACUUGUUCAAGGUGCAUGAACACACGGGCGAAAUCCGUACCACGCGGCGUGUCACAGAGGAAAACUCCACCUCUUUCCUACUGACUGUGGUGGUAAGCGACCGUGGACUGCCUCCGCUCUCCUCCAGUGCUGCCGUUCAUGUCCAUGUGAUGGAGCUGCCCCCGAAGCUGGCCCCUGACCCUAAGCGCAUCAUCAGGCCCCACAGUCCCCUAAUGUUCUCCAAUGUCACCCUCUACCUCAUCAUUGCCCUGAGUGCCACAACCUUCGUCUUCCUGGUCACCAUAUUUGUGCUGGCCAUUGUGCGUUGCCAUGCCUACUGCACACAGCCCGGCUCCUGCUCCCCGUGCUGCGUAUCCAAGAAGAGUGUUCCGGAAGGCGGCACCUCGGCAGGUGGAGGUGGUGGUGGGGGAGGAGGGGGAGGUGGAGGUGGAGGUGGAGGUGGAGGUGGAGGACAACCCGGUAACAAUGUGGCACUGCGCCGUGACCUCAAAGUGGAGCCACACUAUAUUGAGGUGCGGGGUAACGGCUCCUUGACCAAAACGUACUGUUACAAGACGUGUCUGACAGCUACAUCAGGAAGCGACACCUUUAUGUUCUACAACACAGGCCGGCCCCAUAGCGGCACUUGGGGUUCAGGAUAUGUCACCAGCCAGAGUGGACAAAGCCACAUGUUUGUACGGCGGCUCAGUAUGCCAGACGCCACCGCCAUCCAGCCCAAGGCACCUAAUGCAGACUGGCGAUAUUCGGCCUCCCUGAGAGCAGGAGGAGUAAUGCAAAGCUCAGUGCAUAUGGAGGAGUCCUCGGUGAUGCAGGGUGCCCAGGGGGUUCUGGUCCAAAACUGGCCCACCGUGUCCAGCGCUGCAGAUGGUGAGGGUGGAGAAGUGUCCCCCCCAAUGGGAGCUGGCGUGGACAGCAACAGCUGGCACUUCCGCUAUGGCCCAGGGGGUCCUGGUGCGCCCCCCCAGCAUCUGAAGCCUGGUGAGGUGCCCCCGGAAGCCUUUAUCAUCCCUGGAUCCCCUGCCAUAAUAUCCAUCAGACAGAACCAGGGGGGAGAAGACGACAAGAGUGAUUUCAUCACCUUCGGAAAGAAAGAGGAGGCCAAGAAGAAGAAAAAGAAGAAGAAGGAGAAGAAAGACAAAAAGGAUAAGGGCAAGGAUGAUGGAGAUGAGUAGAGGAGUAAGAUGAGAAAGAAUACACGAGGAAACGGCACUGUUAAAACAGAGGUACCAACCAAAGUCCACUGGGCGAAAAUAGAAUAUGAAAAUGAUUAUUUCCCAGUUGACGUUUAUGGCAUAAUCUCAUUCUUACUAUAUCAAGUUAUUUCUGUAGAGAACCUGGCCUUAUCGAAAUUCCUUUGACCUCCAAUCCCUUACUGAGGUAAAUUAUUAAUCCUGCCUUGAUUUCAGUAAAAUGACUGAUUGAUUUUUGUCCAUGCCCCCCUUGUACCUAUACACCCUGAGAAGGCUCGUGUUGCCCAUUCCCAUCCUAUUUUAAUAUCCUUUCACCCAAUGGACACAUUGGCGCCUCUGUCUUACCCCCUCCACAACAAUGAUGUAUAAACCAUCUCUCUCUGAGAGAACGUGAAUACCAUAUACUACAACAACAAAAUGUUCUGUGCCAGCUAAGGACGAGAAAAAAAAGGAUGUAUCAAGAAAGCAAAAAAAUGAAAGCAGCCACCAGAAACGCAAGAGAGGUUGAAAAAAAAUGGAUGUGAUUUGAAGCUGGACAUACACUACUUGUAAAUAGCACAGAAGGGAGUUACUGAAGCUGAGGCUCAUAUGACACUACCACAGCUUCCUCUGGUGUUUACCAACAGUGUUCCCUGAGAUGGCGAUGAACACACACAUACAUUCACCCAACCAGCCCCAUCCAUGCAUGCAUGCAUGCAUGCACACACACACAUGCAAACACUCUCUCUCUCACACACACACACACACACACACACACUCACACACACUCACACACACAGAUAUGCAAACACAAAAACAUAUACUUAUAGUUAUAAAGUGGACACUGAAAGCACUCAAGACUGAGAGAGAGAGAGAGAGAGAGAGAGAGAGAGAGAG
Molecule: messenger RNA, 3936 nt
Organism: Lampris incognitus (smalleye Pacific opah)
Lineage: Eukaryota; Metazoa; Chordata; Actinopteri; Lampriformes; Lampridae
Product: protocadherin alpha-C2-like
Biological process (GO): homophilic cell-cell adhesion
Cellular component (GO): plasma membrane
Molecular function (GO): calcium ion binding
Source: RefSeq, a predicted model, not a curated record